Paralichthys olivaceus (Japanese flounder) is the source of this 1940-nucleotide messenger RNA. The record is from RefSeq and is a predicted model, not a curated record. NCBI's taxonomy places the organism in Eukaryota, Metazoa, Chordata, Actinopteri, Pleuronectiformes, Paralichthyidae.
GGAUUGAACGCUGCGACACCGGUUUCCGGCGGAAGUUGCUUGUGCACGUCCGUAGCUGCCUCGCGUCUGUGUGGACGCCGUCAGUUGUUUGGUUUAGUUUGUUGUCGGUGGAACUCUUCCACUUUCUCGUGUCUGUGGAGGAACAGCGGCAGAACCGACCGCAGACAUGCCGCGCAUCAUGAUUAAAGGAGGAGUGUGGCGCAACACCGAGGAUGAGAUCCUCAAGGCGGCGGUGAUGAAAUAUGGGAAAAACCAGUGGUCUCGUAUCGCUUCCCUGCUGCACCGCAAGUCCGCCAAACAGUGUAAAGCCAGAUGGUACGAGUGGCUGGACCCCAGCAUUAAGAAAACAGAAUGGUCCAGAGAAGAGGAGGAGAAACUGCUUCAUUUGGCAAAACUGAUGCCAACUCAGUGGAGGACCAUCGCUCCCAUCAUAGGACGCACUGCCGCCCAGUGUCUGGAGCACUAUGAAUACCUGCUAGACAAGGCAGCACAAAGGGACAAUGAGGAGGAAGUGGGAGACGACCCCAGGAAGUUAAAACCAGGGGAGAUCGACCCCAACCCUGAAACCAAACCUGCCAGACCUGACCCUGUGGAUAUGGACGAAGAUGAGUUGGAGAUGCUGUCAGAGGCCAGGGCUCGACUCGCCAACACCCAAGGCAAGAAAGCCAAGAGGAAGGCCAGAGAGAAACAGCUGGAGGAAGCCAGACGGUUGGCCGCUCUGCAGAAGCGUAGGGAGCUGAGAGCAGCAGGAAUCGAUAUUCAGAAGAAGAGGAAGAAGAAGAGAGGAGUGGACUACAAUGCUGAAAUUCCCUUUGAAAAGAAACCUGCACAGGGUUUCUAUGACACCAGCAUGGAGGAGUACAAUGCUCAGGAGCCAAACUUCAAACGACUCAGACAACAGCACUUGGACGGAGAACUCCAUCCUGUGGUGAAGCGUCGGCCGGCACCAUCGCCCCUGGACGACCAGGACGUGCGGUCCCUCCAGCAGCACAGCACAGCGCCCCCCAGAGGCCUGGUACAGACUGACAGCCCUAACUUCCUCUGCAGCAGCGUCCCGCAGCACUGGAGGUGCAACAAGACCCUGCCAAGAACCUUCACUGUGGUUGCCCUGGGCAACGACGUGCCAGAUGGCGUGGUUGUCACGGUAAUGGCCGGCAACGAAGACAACAGCAGCGCUGAGCUACGCAACGCCACGGCAACCAUGAAGCAAGGCUGUGCCCAGUUCAACGACCUCCGCUUCAUAGGCCGCAGCGGGAGAGGUAAGAGUUUCAACCUCUCCAUCAACGUGCUGACGUCGCCCCCCCAGAUCGCCACCCUGCACAGAGCCAUCAAGGUCACUGUGGAUGGACCGCGACUGCCGAGACGUCAGAGACAGAAGGAGGUGAGGUCCGGGGCGUUCAGGUCUUCUCACAGCAGCACAGCUCCCUCAGCUGACUGCAGAUCCUUCUCCUCCGCUCUGUGGACCAAUGAGCCGUCGUUCUUGGGCCACAUGACCUCUCUGACCUCCUCCUUUAACCCAAGUCCCAGAAUGCACCCCCUCCCUGGCCUCCACUUCUCCAGCCAGCCUCCUCCGUACAGCUCCUACCUGUCCUCUCCUCCUCCGCCUCCCCCCCCCCAGCUCAGCCACAGUGGCGCAUUCCAGCCCGGAGGUUUCUGCUACGGGCCGAACCAUCCUCUGCCAACCGCGGGGGAGGACAGGAACGUGGUCGCAGCACUGACCAAUCACAUCGAAGGGGCGUGUCUUUCAAUUAGAGGAGAUGAGCCUGUGUGGAGACCUUAUUGAUGAUUGGAUGUGUCUUUUUGACCAAUCAAUCAAUCAAUCAAUUAAAUUUCCACUUUAGUUUUUUCUGCGUAACGUCUGCGUACUGCAGUGAUUCUGAUGUUCUCAUGUACUGGACUGUACAUUUAUUUAUUUAUUUAUUGUUUUUGUAUAUAAACCU